Molecule: messenger RNA, 3444 nt
Organism: Ceutorhynchus assimilis (cabbage seed weevil)
Lineage: Eukaryota; Metazoa; Arthropoda; Insecta; Coleoptera; Curculionidae
Source: the annotation of a GenBank genome assembly
AUUUUCGCGGCUCGUGGCAGUAAAUUGAAUGCAAUCUUUGUCCGAUAAGCAGCUUUAAUUUUCGAUUAUAGUUUAAUUUAUAAGAAUUGAUGGGUGUUCGGUAUGUUUUUUGGUCGUUUUGGGUUUAUUGGUUGUAUUGUCUUGGAGUUUCCGGUAUUCCAAUAAAUAUAGAUUCUAUUUCGCAUAAGGACGAAAACCUGGAUGGAAUUAACUGGGACGUACUAACUGACAAACUUGAGGGCUACGAAGUUGCAACACAAAAUAUAAUACUUCAAGAAAAAGAUUGGUUAAGGGCCGCGAAUUCAUUAUGUGAUGCCGCCGCUCAAGAAAAUGGAGUUACCGCAAUUUUCGGCCCAGAAAAUAAAGAUCUUGCCAGCGCUAUUGAUUCUGUAGCUUCUUAUAUUGGAGUACCUUAUAUCCACACUGAUUGGAUGCCAAGACAUUCAAAACUGUCUGAGAGUACUCUAAAUUUUUAUCCCGAGGCUACUUUAUUAUCACGUGCUUAUGGUGCCAUAAUAGAAAGUUUAGACUGGGCCACAUUCGCCAUAGUAUAUGAAAAUGAAGAGUCUUUAAUAAAAAUGCAAGAAGUUAUAAAAUUACAAGAGCACGAAGCGAAAAUAAAUAAAAAUAAAAUAGUUUUAAAAAGAUUAGAUGAAAACGGCGACAACAGGCACGUUUUCAAGGAUAUAAGAAACACUUCAAUAUUCUGCAUUGUUCUGGAUUGUAGUUCGGAACGGAUAAUCGAGGUUCUAGGACAGGCUAAAGAAGUUAAAGUUUUAGAUGACCUCAACACAAAUAUUUUUAUUACUUCACUGGAUGCCCAUACGUUGGAUUAUACUAGCCUACAAACUAAAGCAAAUAUUACAACAGUUCGUUUAUUUGAUCCUACAUCGUAUCAUGUACAAAAACAAGUUAUUCGAUAUUACCCAGAAAUUUCGCCUCAACAAUUAACGGUGAAAAUGGCACUUAUGAACGACGCAAUGCUUCUGCUAGCGGAAUCUCUUAAUGCCCUUAAAUCAACACAUGGCGAGGACGAAAUUGUUUACGAGCCCUUGUUUUGUAACGCUGCUGAAAAAUACAGCGAUAAAUAUGGCUUGAUGUCAAAAAUGCACGAGACUGAGAUUGUUGGAGGAAUAACAGGAGAUUUCAUCUUAAAAGACGGAAUAAGAGAACAAUUCGAACUAAGCAUCAUCCCUAUCAACAACAUGGAUAAACCUAUUGGUAUCUGGAACGCUGAUAAUCCAAACGUAGUUUUUCUGACACGUAAUGCUACUGAACGAGAAGCAGAAUUACAAAAGAGACUGCAAAGUCAUAAUUUUAUAGUGACUUCUAGAAUUGGUAGUCCAUAUUUAUAUGAUAGGAAAGAUGCAGAAGCAGUCGGCAAUGCAAGAUAUUAUGGCUAUUCAAUAGAUUUGAUUGCGGAGAUUGCCAAAUUGUUGAAUAUCACUUUUGAAUUUCAAAUUACCAAGGAUAAUGCGUAUUUAAAUUUGCAAAAAGAUCUCAUCGAAAGGAAAGCCGAUUUAGCCAUUUGUGACUUUACCAUAACACCUCAAAGAAGAGAGGUAAUUGACUUUAGUAUGCCAUUCAUGAGCCUGGGCAUUGGAAUACUGCAUAAAACCGUUACUGAAGAUGAAGAGGUCAAACUAUACGGUUUCCUGGGACCACUAUCCUCGAAAGUGUGGUUUUAUAUUGGUGCUUUGUAUCUGUUUAUAUCGUUUGUUUUGGUACUUAUUGCAAGGAUGUCUACGGAAGACUGGGAGAAUCCUCAUCCUUGCGAACAGAGCCCUUCAGAACUUGAAAAUAUGUGGGAUCUUAAAAACUGUUGCUGGCUCACUUUGGGAUCAAUUACUACUCAGGGAUGUGAUAUCCUACCAAAAGGUGGGUUUACCAGACUAGCAACAGCAAGCUGGUGGUUCUUUUCCUUGAUUAUAACUAGUUCCUAUACAGCAAAUCUAGCUGCCUUUCUGACCAUGUCAAAAAAAGACGAUUCUAUAAAGACUGUAGAAGAACUAGCUACACAAUCUAAAGUAAAAUUUGGUUGUCUAAACGGUGGCGCAACAGCCAGUUUCUUCCAGUACUCCAAUAAUAGUUUAUAUCAAAGAAUGUGGAAUACCAUGAUCAAUGAAAAACCUUCUGUUUUUGAAGAAAGCAACCUUAAGGGCAUGGAAAGGGUUCAAUCGACGAAAAACGCUCUUUAUGCAUUUUUCAUGGAGUCUACUGGCAUAGAAUAUGAAAUGGAAAGAAAAUGUGAAUUGAAACGUAUUGGUGACUUACUGGAUUCCAAAUCGUAUGGAAUUGGAAUGCCAAUGAAUGCUGAAUAUAGACAUUCAAUAAACGCAGCUGUACUGAAACUCCAGGAAACUGGAAAACUAGGAGAGUUGAAGGAAAAAUGGUGGAAAAUUGAGCGUGAUGGUGAACCAUGUCCACCUGAAAUUCCCGUUAAUACUGAUGCUCUAGCACUUGUCAAUGUAGGUGGAGUUUUCAUAGUCUUAGGAGUUGGUAUCGCACUAGCAUUCUUCAUAGCAACAUUGGAGUUUCUAUGGAAUACUUAUAAUGUUGCUCUUGAGGAACAUAUUACCUAUUUGGAAGCCCUCAAAAUCGAGGUAAGUUUCGCCUGCAACGUUUUUGUUACAGAAAAACGCGUCAAGCCUUUGAUAUCUGAAACCUCAUCGGCAAAAUCGAAAAAUACUGAUGAGACCAAGACCAAAAAUGGUCUUUUGCUCGGAGCAGGAUCAUUUCUGAAUGUCAAUGCCAGUAUCAUUAAUAGAAUUGGUUCUAUUUCAAACGUAGAAGAGGCUACUCUUCACAGUGCAAAGUCUGAAUCAAAACAAGGUACCUACCUAGUUAAUUAAUUUAAGAAAAGUAGUUAAAUUAGUUUGAGAAAUAAUGACCUAACAACUGUUAUAUCAUUCCAACAAAAAUGGGUGCACCUCUACUUAUCUGUUAAAUUGAAUUUCAAAUAAAACCUCGAACAUAAUAUGUUUUUUAUUUCUUUUGACUGACCUUUCAUAAACAUAAUUUACUUAAAAAUAUAAUCAUACUAUUGUAAACCCUAUUUUGAGUUUCAUAUAGGUAAUUGAAAACUGAGAUCUAGUCGUCCAUCUACAAACCCUCCUUGCGCUUCUUAAGCCUCUCCUGCAAGUUAUCACAAGCAGCUUUGUCUUCAAUUUGAUCAGCUGGACAAUUUAACUGUAUUUCCGUGACGAGGCAGUAUGCCAAAUUGACGCCUGCUUGGAGACAAAUUUUGAGACCUUCGGUGUUAUAUUCAACCGGGUUUGCAUUGGCGGCUUUGACUUCAGUAACGCAACUGCUGACGAUUUUUUCCACAUGUGGUAGCAACCAGGAUUCUUUGGCGAAAGUUUCCCUAAGGAAUUUGGAAAUUGAAUCAGCAUUCGGUGUACCAUCUCCAGUUACCCAGCCCGACUUCUCAGAGACGCAUUGUUG